This is a messenger RNA of Panthera uncia (snow leopard), 3271 nucleotides long. It is a transcript of the gene SKP2, whose product is annotated as S-phase kinase associated protein 2. Gene Ontology annotation, molecular function: protein binding. The transcript has 10 exons. Lineage: Eukaryota; Metazoa; Chordata; Mammalia; Carnivora; Felidae. The record is from RefSeq and is a predicted model, not a curated record. The coding region runs from base 213 to 1523 and encodes 436 amino acids.
GACUACAAGUCAGGGCUGAAACUACAGUUCCCAGCAGGCAGCGGGGCUGCAGACGGCCGCGGCGGAGGAGAGCGAGUAGAAGAGCCUUGCGCGCGCGGUGAGGAUGGAACGUUGCUAGAGUUCGCGGGUCUUGCUGCUGGGGGUCGGAGCUGCACGCCGCGAGCCGCCGCGUGCCAAAGCGGGAAUCCCGGUGGCGGACAGUUCUGCAAUUAAUGCACCCAUUUAAAACUCCAGAACUUGUGGACGCCAUGCACAGGAAACACCUCCAGGAGAUUCCUGACCAGGGUAGCAACGUUACUACCAGCUUCACAUGGGGAUGGGAUUCUAGCAAGACUUCUGAACUGCUGUCAGGCAUGGGGGUCUCCGCCCUGGAGAAAGAGGAGGUGGACAGUGAGAAUAUCCCCCAGGAACUGCUCUCAAACCUGGGCCACCCUCAGAGCCCCCCACGAAAACGGCUGAAGAGCAAGGGGAAUGACAAGGAUUUUGUGAUAGUCCGCAGACCUAAACUAAAUAGAGACAGCUUUCCAGGUGUUUCAUGGGACUCCCUUCCGGACGAGCUGCUCUUAGGAAUCUUUUCCUGUCUGUGCCUCCCUGAACUCUUGAAGGUCUCCAGUGUUUGUAAGAGGUGGUAUCACCUAGCGUUUGAUGAGUCCUUGUGGCAGACCUUGGACCUCACAGGUAAAAACCUGCACCCGGAUGUGAUUGGCCGGCUGCUGUCUCGAGGGGUGGUUGCCUUCCGCUGCCCACGAUCAUUUGUGGAUCAACCAUUAGUUGAACAUUUCAGCUCUUUCCGUGUGCAACACAUGGAUCUGUCCAACUCUGUAAUCGAUGUGUCUACCCUCCACGGCAUUCUGUCCCGGUGCUCCAAGCUGCAGAAUCUAAGCCUGGAAGGCCUCCAGCUGUCAGAUCCCAUUGUCAAUAACCUAGCACAGAACUCAAAUUUAUUGCGACUAAAUCUUUCUGGGUGUUCUGGAUUCUCCGAAUCUGCCCUGAAGACUUUGCUGAGCAGCUGUUCCAGAUUGGAUGAGCUGAACCUCUCCUGGUGUUACGACUUCACUGAAAAGCACGUGCAAGUGGCUGUCGCGCAUGUGUCAGAGACCGUCACCCAGCUGAACCUCAGUGGCUACCGAAAGAAUCUCCAGAGGUCAGAUGUCUCUACCUUAGUUGGAAGAUGCCCCAAUCUUGUCCACCUAGACUUAAGUGAUAGUGUCAUGCUGAAGAAUGACUGCUUUCCAGAAUUUUACCAGCUCAACUACCUCCAACAUCUAUCACUCAGUCGAUGCUAUGAUAUCAUACCUGAAACUUUACUUGAACUUGGAGAAAUUCCCACACUAAAAACACUACAAGUUUUUGGAAUCGUGCCGGACGGUACCCUUCAACUGUUAAAAGAAGCCCUUCCUCAUCUACAGAUUAAUACUUCCCAUUUCACCACCAUUGCCAGGCCGACCACUGGCAACAAAAAGAACCAGGAGAUAUGGGGCAUCAAAUGCCGGCUGACACUGCAAAAGCCCAGUUGUCUAUGAAGUAUUUUUUGCAGGAUGGUGUCUCCUCUUUUCUUUGGAACAGGGAAAAUAGGCAGGAAGCCCGCUUGCUGGAGCACUCAGCUAUUGUUAUUCUCGGUUUUCCCUUUGCCUUCAUUCUGCAAGUAUAUUAGACAACCAUUGAGAGAGAAAACUAUGAAGUUUUGCUUUUUCUAAGUAACUAUAAAAGCUUCCGUCACUGCUUCUGUGCCUUUAAAAGCCUGUUUUAGGCCUUUUGAAAUUUUAGGAGAACCGGUAAUUUCAAAAGACCUUAAACGGCAAGAUUUGAGCCACCUCUUCCAAGUGCCCUUCUUAUUCAAUCUAUUUAGAAUCAAGUAUAAGAGUCACCACCAGCAAAUCAUUUUCACAGUCUAUAUGGUAACUUUCUUCUAUUUAACUUUUCAGUAUUGCUUUAUGAGACAUAGAUUGGUAGAAGAAUAAGCUAUUUGUAUUGUGAGUGGAACAAAAGAAUCAUAGGAUGGAUAGUAGCGUUUGUGGUAAUCUCUUCUGGAGAUAGAAAAAUAUGCAUUUCAACUUUGCCUUUAGAUUUGAAGCUAGGUUCAUGGAAACAAAUAGCCCUGGGCAAUUCACCUUGAAACCUAAAUUUUAAAAAACAGCUAACCAACCAGAGGUAAAGAAUUGUUGGUAUGGACUUUGAAGGCUCAAGAGGCAACUUUCUAUGACGAGUUAAUCUGAAGUACCCUCUAAUGCACGUUACUGAAGUUUCCUUAAUGGACUUUGUUCCCAGAAUUCUGUAUUAGCUGAGGAAACAGAAUUGUGGUCUUCUAACUUUGCGAUCAAAUCAUGUUAAGUGGGUUCUUUAGCUUUUAAAAUGGCUCACUUUGUUUUAGAAAUGUGGUGGUAACGAGUCUUUGUUCUCGAAAUUUUGGACAGAAUGCCAAACUGAAGUUGCCUGCCAUUUUCCUUUAUUGCCAAGGCUCUUAAAGUUAUUUUUAUAUUACUCUGGAAUCAAGUAUUUUAAAUUGCCUUUAAAAAAAAAAUUGUCUCCCACAAUAAUUGUUUGAAAGCCAUUGUUUUAUAAAGUUACUGGACCUAGAGUCCUGUGAGAGGAACUGCAUGCUCGUUCACUCAGAAAGACACACCAGAAGUAGGUAUAUGUUCCAUGCAGUUUCAAAGCAGUAAGACAGCUUGAACCUAUGUAAAAGUUAAAACUCAGGUGUGGAACCUUUUGAUAGGAACAGUGAUUUUUUUUUUUUUUUUAAUGGUGUCUAGAAGAAAAAUGAUUAAGUUCUACUUAAAAAAAAACAAAACAAAAAAAAAAGACACAAAACACUAACUUCCUAUUUACACUGAUGACCUUCCCUGAUGUUCAAAAUGGAACAAAAAAAGCCAAAACCCAUCAUUUCUAUUAACGUUGUUUUCAAAUCAGGUUUUUCAAAUGUUAGAAACAACGAUGCGAAGUGCCCUUAUCUGCUCAGACCUAAGGACGAACAUUUUACAGUGGUGUUAUACAAGAAAUGAUUAUGUUUUGAUUUUGUACUGGUUAAAAAAGUGCUAAAUUUACUACAUGAAAUUAUUGUUUACAGAUUAGUGACAAGGGCUGAUGAUAGGAUCCAGAUGGGCUGUGAUUUCCAGAUGCCCUCAGACACACAGUACUUCCAAACUCAAGUCCAGCCAUAAGCUAUUUUGCUAACAUGUCAGAGUAAUCUGUAUUUUUGUAUGUGAUUUCUACUUUUAUAGACUUGUUUUAAAAUAAAACACAUUUUUAUAAAAAUGAGUACUUCAGCUAA